GCGCAUCUGCAUCCACCCGCAUUCGUGAUGGGAAUCGCAUUCUACAUGCUUGGAGUCGCGAACGAAAAAGCAAUUUGCUGAACGACCAGUUGGGCGUUGUUGAAGCGACGUCACCGUGCCUUCGGUUGGAUAUUUGAUAGUGUUCGUCGCCGAACAGCCCUACAUUUUCUCAAUUCGGCAAUCCCUCACUUUACGCACUCUUGAAUCGUGGUGAAUGAUCCUUUUCUUCCCGUCCCCUGUAUAUCGCGGGAUAUGCCCAAGACAAGCUUUUUCUUCUUCUCAAAUCUUGCUAGGGUUGUUUUCUGGUACUCGAAGCUCUUGUACAAUGUGCGGGUCCGUAUAUUGGCCACGCUGUAUCACGGUACGGCUUGGGUGGACCCGCAGCGUUGACAGCGAUGCAUGCUUUGACUCACAUAGAGUAGUACGCACGCUUCUGUUCAGGAACGACACGCGAUUUGUGCGAAACUGCUUUGCAAUUUUUGCAUCCCCCGCUGUUUUCCUGCCAAUGCCGUGGGGGAAGUAUACAGCACUGUACUGAGAAGAGGGGCAAAUGCGCGUGGCUGGUAGACGGUGUAGAAAGAACUAGGAUUCAGCUCCUUAGUCGG
Messenger RNA from Alternaria alternata, 605 nucleotides. RefSeq lists its product as hypothetical. The transcript has a single exon. Bases 215 to 538 code for a protein of 107 amino acids. NCBI's taxonomy places the organism in Eukaryota, Fungi, Ascomycota, Dothideomycetes, Pleosporales, Pleosporaceae. The record is from RefSeq and is a predicted model, not a curated record.